CGGAGCAUGCGCACUGCUGGCGUCGCGAUGCUUGAUCGAAGCGGUCGCCGUCACACACCAGCUGCUGGCCAGUAGUACGCUAGAUUGCGCCCAGACGGGCACGGAGCAACCAGCACGCCGACGCCAGGUCCUUGCGGUACACAGGGAUUAUGGACCUGAACAUGUUGCCGAGCACUACGCAUGCGCACGACUUCCACUCCGGGCUCAGCCGGGUCGUUAUGGUGCGCAAGACGGAGCAGCGGACAUUUGCUUCCACCAGGAGCGGAGAGGAACCAAAAUUUGAAACAGUUACAAGAGAGACUGUGGAGACCUUCAUGGGACACCGUCCACAAAAAGUGAUUACCUCUGAAAAGAGAGAUGUUAUCAAAGGAAUGCCACAGGAUCUACUUGCCUCACUUCCUGGCACACCUUCGCAAAAUGGAACUUCAAAAUUUCGUUCUCCUAGUGUAUCUCCAGAUAUUCCCUCACCAAAGAAAGCUGAAACGCAGCUGAGUUUACUGAAAUCAAGAUUGAAGCCUGUUAGUCCAACAACAAAUGGUGCAGCAUCAACUGAAUCUAUGGAAAGUGAUGCUGAUUUUGCAACAGAUUGUCUUAAUGCCCAUAAUGAGUACAGAGAGAAGCAUGGUGUUCCACCCUUGAGGCUAAGCAAGAAGCUGUGUAAGUACAGUGAAGAAUGGGCCAAGCAUCUUGCCCAGAAAGGUCACUCAGAACAUCGACAAAACUCUGAUUAUGGAGAAAACAUUUUCUGCAGUUGGUCAUCUAGUGGAGCUCACAAAGUCACUGGGAGAGAGCCUGUUGAUCACUGGUACAGUGAAAUAAAGGAUCAUCCUUUUGGGAGAGAACCACGUGAUUUAAAAUCAGGGCACUUUAGCCAGGUUGUAUGGAGAGACAGUGAGGAGCUAGGAGUAGCAGUGGCACGAAGUCGCAAUGGCCAAGUUUUUGUUGUUGCAAACUAUUCACCACCAGGCAAUUUCCUUGGAAGCUUUGCUGAAAAUGUACCACCACUGGGAGGAUUCCCUAAGGACAAGGCUAAGAAGACUCCAGUGAAGUAUGGUGCUGUGGUUAAUGGAUCUGCUGUUAAUGGGAGUGCAAGUGAUGAAGACUUUGCAGAGGAGGGUCUAAGGAUCCACAAUGAGUACAGAAGAAAGCAUGGGGUACCUGAUUUGAAAUUAAGCAAAGAGUUGUGUGAAUAUGCUACAGAAUGGGCCAAAACUUUGGCAAAAGAAGAUAAAUUUUGUCAUCGCCCAGAUGGAAAAUAUGGGGAAAAUAUCUUUUGCGUGUGGUCCUCAGAUGCUGGAAAAAAUGUUACAGCACGAGAUGCCUGUCAGAAGUGGUACAAAGAAGUAAAAGAUUUUACGUUUGGAGUUGAGCCAAGAAUGCUGAAAUCAGGUCACUUUUCACAAAUGAUAUGGAGGAGCAGCAAGGAACUUGGUAUGGGGAUAGCACGCUCCAAAAAUGGAAGAGCUAUAAUUGUAGCAAAUUACAAUCCACGUGGAAAUUACAUUGGUCAGUUUGUGAGCAAUGUACCCAAACCUCUUUGAACAGUCCAUUGUAAUGAGAAUAUAAUUUAUAAGCAGUUUUGUAAGACAACUGCAAGAAUUUUCCUCUUUGUUCCAAAUGUGCAGUACAAUUAUACAUCAUUCCUCAUAGCUAAUUCAGCUAAGAUUUUUGUAAACAAAAACUUAUUUUGUGGACUGUAUGUGCAUACUGCAAGCUGUUUAGAAAUAGUACUCACAGAGCUUGCCCAUGCACUUUGCAAUUAGAAAUAUAUAUUUUUUAUCUUUCUGUUUUUAGCCAAACAGACCAACAUCAAAGUUGUCGUUUUGUGAUAUUCAUCAGUCUAAAACAUGCUUAGUUCAGCAUUUAAGCACUAGAUUAGUGUAUGAUUUUGUUAAUUUAAUGAUUAUUCUAUAUAGUUAACAUGGAUAAAAUCAAAUCAUCUCCACAGAGGAUAAGUUGUUUAUCAACACUGUGGCCAUGUAUGCUUUAGGAAGUUAUUGCUCUUUUUUUCAUGUACAUUAAAGAGCCAACUAGCAGCACUUCUAGCUUUAAUUGGAACAGAAUGCUUCCAAAACUCUUGUAACUAUCUCAGUUAACCAAAGAAUAUAUGUAUUUGAAAAUAGUACACAGUUUUCUCAAACAUACUAAAUAUUUGCAUUUGUUAAUUUUUUUGUGGUGGCAAAAGAAGUAAUGUUCUCUUGAGUACUGUCAUUUGUAAGUGUGAAGAGUAAGGACUUCUGGAAAAGUCGAACACUAUAAGAGACUGUGGAUACUAUUUCUCUGUUGUAAGAUGAUGGUGGGGAUGAAUUAAUUAUUAAAAGACUGAAGAUUAUUUGUGUUUUGGCAAACCAAAGAACAUUAUUGAAGGAUUUUGUUAUGGUUAAUGUCAGUAAUACUUUUGCAGUAGAUAAUUAUAAAAGAAGUUAUAUAUGUUGUCUUGCCAGAUAACACAUUAAAAUGCUGUCAUACAUUUGUAUAAUUACUAUGUGUGAGUCUUUGCCACAUGUGUAAUAAUGCAGUCUGUGCUUGGAACUUUAUUUCAGUCUUUUUUCUUUAUAAAUGAUUUUAUUAGGAUAUUUUAUAGAGCACCAUACAUGUUGCUUGUUGAGCUUCUAAUUUAAGUUUUUUCUCAUUUUUUAAAAAGUUUUAGAGCAGUAUGCCAAAUUUAGGUGUUUACACAACCUAUAACUCACUUCAUGGAUAUUGACAAGGUGAACUGCAUUUUGAUUUAGUUACACUUAAAGAACCACACCCGUACUCCAGAUACCAACUUCAGAACCUAGGCAGUUCCUGACCAGAAACAAUUAUAGUUUUAAAUACAGUGGAAAUCAAGAAGAAUGUUAAAAAGUGUGACUCUAGGUCCAAAUUCAGUCAGUUUCGAGUUUUGACUCUUGUUAAACAAUAUAUUUUACAGUUUCAAAUCUCUAUGUGUUUACACUGGACUCGCAUUCGGGAGGACGACGGUUCAAUCCCGCGUCCGGCCAUCCUGAUUUAGGUUUUCCGUGAUUUCCCUAAAUCACUCCAGGCAAAUGCCGGGAUGGUUCCUCUGAAAGGGCACGGCCGACUUCCUUCCCCAUCCUUCCCUAAUCCGAUGAGACCGAUGACCACGCUGUCUGGUCUGCUUCCCCAAAACCACCCACCACCCCCUCUCUAUGUGUUUACCCCUGCUUGUGGUGGUAUGCAACAGCCAAAAUUGUCAGGAGAAUGAGCAAUUCUCUGCUUCAGACAGCUUAUUGAUUUUACAGUGUGAACAAACAGUUCACCACUAGUACAGUACUUUAUUGCCAAGACUAUGUCAAUAUGUGUUUCAGUUGCUUGCUACAUACUUCACUUGUAUACAGAGUGAUGUGAAAACCUCUUCAACAUUUGCAGUUCUUGAUGUACACUAGAUCCCUUAAUCUAUAAUUUUUCACUGUUUUGAUUGUUCAUUUCUCAGGGAGAAAAUAUUGUGUGUGGUGUGUAUGUGUGUUUAUGUUUUUUAAGUGAUUUCCUUUCAACACGUAUUUGGUAUUUUUCAUCCUGGAGGUAGGUACUGGUCAGCCAUAAUGUCUCCUUGUAAUUCUACAGUUUUCUCUUUUAAAGUUUUCGUUUUUAUAAAGUUAUUAUUUUUUUCUGCCACUUCAUCUCUGGCCAGCAAGCAAGUUUUGACAUUUAACCUUUGCAAAUCUCAGCAACCAUAUGUCUUUUCCAUUUCAUACUGAUGUUUGAGACUGUUGUACCUGACACUAUUUGAUAUGCUUCCAAAAGCAAUAAAAUUCAACAAAAAAUUAGCAACACAAGUACAUUAAGUGAAGAACAGUUUACAGUAACAUAAAAAAAUCAUAAAUUUUACGCACAUUCAAUUGAAGAGAAAUAAUAAAGAUGAUUUUGUACUAUUGACUCUCAAAACUUUUGCUGUUCAGUCCUAUGUGUCACCUAUAUUGUUGUUUUAUGAAAUGUAUAAAACAUAUUAGGUACAUAAAUUUUUCUUCUUUUAUAAAUUUUGUCUUAGUAGGCACUGAAAAUGAAGCAGUUGUGGGGAUGUAGUUUUAAAAGAGAAAGUAAAGAACUCUAACAGUUAUUUUUGUGUGACAUAGUUUGAUCUGUGAUUGUCAAAAACACAUUCCAUGAAACAUUCUCAUAACAGUUUCUGUAUUCCAUUAUUUUAUUUUUCAGAAAUCAGACAUGUAUGGUCUUAGGUAAUUUGUAUUAGAUUCAGUAAAUUUGCUGGGAUACUAAGCUCACUCUGUAAAUAUUGUUUUAUCUAUUACUUGCAAUUUUGUUUAUAAACUGCUGAUUGGAAAUACAGUAAACAAUUUAGAAGUUAAUGAAUAAAAUAUAUUCCACUUCAAAACAAAAGUUUCAAUUUCUUGUUGAGGAUUUGGAAGACUGACUGACUGGCCAAUUUCUCAUGCACAUUCUGCUGAACUAUCAGUAAUGUAAGUUUAUGGAAAAGAUGUAAAUACUUAUAUUAUGUGUAUACAAAAUUUCUUAACUUUGUUGUCUGUUAUACUGCUGUUAAAUGAUAUUUUGUAUUUUAAGAGCCUGUACAAUAAUUUU
Schistocerca nitens (vagrant locust) is the source of this 4539-nucleotide messenger RNA. RefSeq lists its product as uncharacterized. The transcript is spliced from 10 exons. The coding region runs from base 150 to 1541 and encodes 463 amino acids. Gene Ontology annotation, cellular component: extracellular region. The record is from RefSeq and is a predicted model, not a curated record. NCBI's taxonomy places the organism in Eukaryota, Metazoa, Arthropoda, Insecta, Orthoptera, Acrididae.